Molecule: messenger RNA, 921 nt
Organism: Ophidiomyces ophidiicola
Lineage: Eukaryota; Fungi; Ascomycota; Eurotiomycetes; Onygenales; Onygenaceae
Gene: GVP36
Product: BAR domain-containing protein
Exons: 6
Coding region: 1-921 (306 amino acids)
Cellular component (GO): cytoplasm
Molecular function (GO): protein binding
Source: RefSeq, a predicted model, not a curated record
AUGGACAAAGUUCAAGCGUUUGGGAAGAACUUCACUGCGACUUUCUCGCCGUUUGCCGCUCGAACGCAGCAGUUUGUGAAGGAGCAGCUAGGACAAGCUGAGGAUAAGACCCAACUUCCAGACGACUAUCUUGAGCUUGAGAAGCGGGUCGAUGCAUUAAAAGCUGUUCACCAGAAACUCCUUCAGGUGACGUCUCAAUACUCGAACGAGGCGUACGAUUAUCCUCCAAAUAUCCGGGAGUCCUUUAACGACCUUGGCCGGACAAUUAGCGAGAAAGUUCAGCUUCUCUCCCACGCGACCACUCCCGGCGAGGCCCAAGCCGCCCUUACAGCACCCCCAUCCGCGAAACCCCAACCCAAGACAUUCAGUCAUGCCAUUGCCCGCUCCGCGCUGUCGGGCUCGCACAUGCUCACACAGAGUCAUCCAGACGAGCCGGAGGACCCGUUGGCCGUGGGCUUGGAGAAGCUUGCGCUUGCUUCGGAAAAGAUUGGAGAGGCCAGACUCACUCAAGAUGCUCAGAUCCAAAGCCGCUUCCUAGCCGGGUGGAAUACUACCCUGAAUACCAACUUGAUGUUCGCGACGAAAGCUCGCAGGAACGUGGAGAAUGCUCGCCUGAUGUUGGACUCUACUAAGGCAAAUAAAGGCGUGGUAAAGGGAGAUGUUGACCGCUUGGGCGAAGACGCUCGUCAGGAAAUCGAGCAAGCUGAGGAUGAGUUUGUUGGCCAGACCGAAGAGGCCGUUGGUGUGAUGAAAAACGUGCUUGACACCCCUGAGCCGUUACGCAAUUUGGCAGACUUAGUUGCUGCGCAGCUCGAGUACCACAAGAAAGCGUACGAGAUUUUGAGCGAGCUGGCUCCUGUCAUCGACGGCCUGCAGGUGGAACAGGAGGCCAACUACCGCAAGAGCCGAGAGGGAGCUUAA